Copidosoma floridanum is the source of this 2039-nucleotide messenger RNA. Its product is annotated as FUN14 domain-containing protein 1. The record is from RefSeq and is a predicted model, not a curated record. Gene Ontology annotation, biological process: autophagy of mitochondrion. Gene Ontology annotation, cellular component: mitochondrial outer membrane. NCBI's taxonomy places the organism in Eukaryota, Metazoa, Arthropoda, Insecta, Hymenoptera, Encyrtidae.
AUAUGAGAUAAAUCGUUCGUGGUAUUGUAGCCCAGGAUUGUCGAUUUUUUGCAAAAAGUUUAAAGUACUCAAUAAGUAAGUAGGUACCUGUACUUACCGUACAAAAGUUAUUUCUCCUGUAAUUUUGUCUCGAUCCCUCUCUUUUUCCUCUAUCUCCACUAUAUUGUGCUGCACUCUACUCUCUGACCGUCAGUAUGUUUUAUUCGGCUCGCAACUCACAAUAAAAGGCAGCUCCUGUUAGUGUAUGCCCGAGACAAGUAAGAAGAAGCAAAGCAAAGUGACGAGCAUCGUCAAACGAAUUAAAAUGAGUGUUCCAACAUCAAAGAAAGGCAAGGAUGACGCUAACCGGGAAGUGUCAGAUGUUGCCAAAGAUGCAAAGAGCUUUAUUGAAAAAAUCUUGGGUGAUGUCAGCAAAACAUCGGCCACCAAACAAAUUGUAAUUGGAAGCGCGUCAGGAUGGGCUACUGGCUUUCUAACAAUGAAAGUUGGAAAAGUUGCUGCCUUUGCAGUUGGUGGUGGCAUCAUCAUGCUCCAAAUCGCGGCGAAUCAAGGCUAUAUCAAAAUUAAUUGGGAUAAGAUUCAGAAGAAGGCCGACAAGAUUACUGAUAAAGUUGAAGAAAAAUUGACUGGAGAAGGUCCUAAAUUGAUAGAUAAGGUGGACAGAUUUAUAGACGGAAAGCUGGACAAGGCCGAGCAACUGUUGAAGAACGGCCAGAGCCGGGGUCGGCGCUGGUACCAGCACUUCUGCGGCAGCGAGGAGAGUUUCCAGAUCCGGGAGAUCCACUUCUUCCUCGUAUCUUUCGCCGCGGGUGUUGCGAUAGGCAUGGCGUCGGCCAACUAGGUAUACGAGUGCUGCGCUUUGUUCGUAGAUACAGCGCGCAAGAAAUUACAGCGAACUCCGGCAAUCGAGCUCGAGUCUCUUCCGAGCGAGGAAAAGGCUCUGGACGUCAAUGAUAUCGUUGAAAAGCUCACCCAGUUCUGCGAGGAAGCCAAGAAGAAUUUCUUCGAGUUCAGGAGUUGGUGCCGGCAGCAGGUGCACGAGUACCUCUGAGCUGAUACAUUGCGACGCUUCUACGCUUCUCUUGGAGAUGGGCGCGGCUCUCGAAAUUUUUUUUACGCAACGAAUGAUUGGUUGUUAACUUUUUUUCUUCUUUUUGAUGAUUAAAUUUUCCAAGAGAAUCCGAGUGUGUUUAUGACUACGUGGAGAAUUAAAGAGCACAAUUAUUUUAUCUCAAAUUUUUUUAAAGAAUUUGAUUAAUGGUUAGGCAAGUGGCCAUUGUAAAAAGACAAUAACAAUUUUGAUAUUUUACUAUUAAACAUUUUCAAAAAUCAACGUUUUUUUUAAUUAUAACAUCAAAGAUUUAAUACUUUUAAACCUGAAAUAAAAUGUAAGAUUUGAGUUUUUUAAAAGUAUUCUAUAAUUUGCAAACGAAUUAAAGAGUCAGCACCUCGAUCUUUGCUCUCAUAGAGAAUAACUUUCGAUCCAAGUGGUAUCUACGUGCAAAAUGCAGCACGAUUAUAAAGAAACAAUACACGAAAAAAAAAACGAUUGUAUCAAAUGAAAAUCUUGGAGUAAUCAUUAGUAAUAAACGUAUUGUACUACCGUAGUUUAUCUGCUGUAUCAAGUAUUAGUUGUUUUCUAUUGUGAAUGUAGGAUAAUAUUAUGAUGCAUCAAUAAUGUUUUUCUUUUCGUUUUAGAAUCAAUUUUUUGGUUCUGCUUUAGUUUAAUGUGCAUAGCCACAGUUGGAUUGUUAAGAUGUUAUUCUGUGUACAUAUUGUAUUUUAUCAAUUUGCUCACUUCAGUGCACUCAGUCGUCAAUCAAUUAAUUUAAUUUAUUUACUAAUGUAAUUAACUUAAUACUCACGUGAUUAUACUUGAAACAUGAAUGAAAAUAUGGAUAUUAAAUAUAUCAAAGACAUUGAUAUGAUGCAAGAGACAAAAAAUGAAAGAAGUAAAUAAUAGCACACUUCUGAUGUAGCACCGGAGGUAUAUGUUGGAUGAAAAAAGUACUGUAAUAAGGGACUAAAAAUAACUAUGU